AACCAGCAAUCUUCUACUAUUCGCAUUCGCGUUGGCAUUACUUGGCCACGUUUAGCAGCAGUAGCAGUUUCGUCACGUUUAUUUUAUCAAAUCGUUGUGCUACGAUACGAAAAUUGGUCUGUCUGUCAAGGUCAGGAGCAAAAAACUACCCCAGUGGCGUUAGCGGCCUGUUCGGCGGGAAUGCAGGUGUUGGGGUUCGAGCAGCGGCAGCAAUAGUAGGUGCAGUUGCAGUAGCAUCACCACCAUAACCAACAGUGGCUAUAGAGAAGCUAAUGGCAUUACUCUAUUGUAUCCAUUACUUCAUCGAUGCAGCUCCUGUAAAUGAUGAUAGUGCUCCCGUGGUCGUGAUUAAAAUGAAAUGAAUCUCACUGAGGCCCAGCAGUGAGCGUGGUAUAUUGGAGUAAGGAAAUCGUUUUAACCGGCCAGGAAUCAUCAUAUAUCAACGUCUAGUCGUGAACUAUUAGUUUAACCGUGAGCUACAGAAACCAGUAUCAAGCGGCAGCACCAUAUCGACCUCAGCUUAACCCUCAGCCCGCCGAGGGCAGCGCUUGUAGACUAGACUCCACAAAAGCUAGAAAUACAACCAGUAAAAUCGCAUCAGCAUCAGAAGUUAUAGUUUCAGUAAAACGACCAAAGCGAGGGUGGAUUCAGUCAAGCACUCAACAGAGUUCAGUGCCCGAAGGCGCCAAGUCCAAGACGCCCAAGAGUCACGAGUGUACACACUCUAACGAGACAAUCGACCUAGCAGCACAAGCUAAUAAGGAACGAGAAUACGUACUAGAAUUUAAAAAAAAAAAAAACAAAAAACGUAGAGUUAAGUAAGAGCUGCAACGAAAGCAAGUCAUAUCCAGCAAAAGCAGCAAGCGGGUACCGUGGGGUGACAGGCCCAUGUGAUAGGAGUAGUACUGGCAGCACCAAAGGCAGCAUGGGUGGCCCAGGCUGAUGAGGCCUUUAUAGCCGCCAACAAGCCCUUCGGCCGGCAAGAUGUGAGACCGCCGCGGGCGCAUUCGCCUACUUCAGCCCACAACUUCAGCCGUCUAAAUAAGAGAGAUUAUAACCUAAACAGAAAAAAAGAGAAAGGAAUAGCGUCAGCUUCUACAGUAGCCAACAUCAUCGAACACACAGCCAGGGUUAGAGAGAAGCCGAAACGGAAGAACAAUUCAGCAAAGGUCUACCGUUCCAACAAUCGAUUUGUCAAUCUAUAAAUCCAGCCAUCUAUACGAGCAACGACGAACAAACAAAGCAUAGCAAUAUAGCCAGUAAAGCGAUGUAGAGCAUGGAAAGCGAAAACAGGUAAGAGACGCGACGGAGCUGAAAAGAACGCCUAAAAGAUCGAAAAAUGGCUUCUUAAUGAAAGUGACAACUCGUUUCGGCAUGGAGCGUUAACAAAUCAUCGCGGCAAGCAAAAACCACGACGUAAAGAAAAAAGCAUUUAAGUAAAGAGGUAAGCAGCGGCGUCAUUUUAUGUACGCCCUUAUGAGGGGGCUGUGGCAUCGUGCGGAGUAAUUGACGUACCGUCCACAGCCUCUUUAUUGGAAGACACGCGGGCAAACCCCAAACCUGUCCUUUACUUGAGAGCUCAAGCUCCUAUUAAAAGGACAAGGAGUGGAUGCUGUUUACUCCGUGAGAAAGCGAACAAGUUCCAGCCAGAACUUGGCUGGAAACCGAAACCGGCUUUACGAAUACCAAUAUCGGCUCACAUUGACACUAACAAUAAGGCUCGACACGAAUGCUCUCUAAUAUGCAUGGCUAAAUAACUCCAAGCAUUAACAUAGAGUAGCCUAUACAAGAGGUGGCUGUUAGCCUAUUAACUGAAAAGUGUGAAGCUCGCCGAAUGAUAACAUCUAUCCAAAAAGCAAGGCAUGAUAUUUGAAGGUGGAAAAAGUCCUAGUUGUAGAUAGCGUGAGUACACGAAUACAGUCAACUAAUUUUUGUGACGUGUGAUCUGCAUGAUACAGACACUGUGAAUGAGGGCUCCGCUUCACGUAGAGUUCGGGUCAUGGCCAGGUGCGAAGGGGGCAAAGGCCUGGCGUUGUGAGAAGAGAAAGGCACCAACAUCAUCAAAUAAUGCCAAAAGCUCGGUAGCAACCGAGAAAAUAAAAUCAGCUUUUACCAUUGUCCCUACUGUAUCUGCCGCGCUGGAAGGCCUAAAGUCGAAUGCUUUUUCGGCUUCCAGUGGUAAGAAGUCGUACCAUAGCCGGCUUAUGACAAAGAUUCCUGUUAAUCAUCGUUAUUGUGACAGCAAAACAAAUACGAAUAAUCUGAGCUCUUGUUCAGCGCGAGUUUCUAACGCUAUCAUUGCGGGCCAAAAGCCCGACUUCGGCCUGAAACUGGAGGGAGAUGACCAGUCAUUCUUUGGAGCAUUACAACAGAGAUCCCCAAGUACGCAGGACGCCCUCCGGUAGAGCGCAUUACCAAGAUACAAAUAAUACAGCAACUAAUUCUUAUACAAAUAUAACUACUGCUACUUCUACUUAUCAUACUAACGCUAGUUCAAGUUCCGCUACCGCGGGCUACCCAAACGUCUCAAUAUCUCAAUCGCCUUCAACACGUGAGAGCCCUGUUGCAAGGCAAGGUCCGAGUUCUGUUCAGAUCGUCACCGACUCACCGACCGAGGAGGCCCUCGGCAGAGGAGAGACCCACGCACACGAUCAAGUUCAGCACCAGUCUAGAAGGAGAAGCCAGCAGCAACAACAUCACCAUCGUCAGCAACACAGCGCCGUGCAUCCUCCUACGACAGUAUCGUCACAGCAAACUCAGCCGAGCCAGUCGGCAACCCUAGGAAACGCGCAGCCGCAUCACCGGCAGUCGCCUCACGCGCACACGGAUCGUGAUUUCAGCGUCGGCGUUCAAGAGCCUUGCGAUUCAAGAAGGGAGCCUCAUAAUUUCGAGCGUGUCGGCAGCCCUUCUCAGAGGUAUUAUCAAUCGCAGUACCAACAACAGCCGGCGCAACAGCACCUGUCGAAACGUCAACGAUCCGCUGAACAUUCACAUCAUAACCCUGCUUAUCAGCAACAACAACAUCAUCACGGUCACUCCGGCAGCCGACAGAGUCCACAUAGUCAACAACCACAACAGUACUAUCACCACAGCCAACAACAGUCGUACGAGUCAACAGCUUCUCACUCCCAGCAGGUGGGAGGAUCAGUUCACCCGCGAUUCGCAGACGAAGCAGUGGAUCAUCAUUUCGAAUCGGCGCGGGACAAUACAGGUUUUUGUGAACACAGCACGACGACGCGCGGCGCGAUGGGUAGUGCGGGAGCAUAUUAUGACGAUCCCAUGAUGGGAGCUAUGGACUCCGGCGGCAGGGGGACCCAUCGAAGCCGGUCUGCAACCGGAGUCCCGCUGAGAAGCUACCACUCAAUGGAACGCGACCAGGACCGAGAGUUCAUGCCUAUCCGGGAGCCCCGUGAAAGAUCAUUGGACCGCGGUCUAGACUCUGUAUCGGCUCGCCACGCGGCCGGCAGGCGAAGCGAUCGUGGCUACGGAGCUGAUCCGUAUCAACACGAUUCGCAUCACGCCUACCGCGACCUUGAGGGAGACCCCUACGGUGCGCAACAUGCAUCUCGCAUGGGUGCUGCUGUAGGGGGCGUCGGUAUGGGCGGCGUUGGCGUAGGUCACGCUUAUGACCGAAGCGGCUACGGCCCUGCCGGACCAGCCGGCGCGCGCGGAGGCGACAGCUUCGUCAUGGAGUUACAAAGUCGACUGAAUGAAUUGCAAGCUCAGUAUGGCACGGUUAAAAGGGAGCUCGAUGCGACCACCCAAAAAUUGGGAUCAUCGAUGCAUAGCAUAAAGACCUUCUGGAGUCCCGAGUUGAAGAAGGAGCGAGCGUUACGCAAGGAAGAAGCAGCCAAAUAUGCCCUCAUCAAUGACCAGUUGAAGCUUCUUCGAACCGAGAAUCAGACUGCGGGCUCGGCAAGUUCGCUGCUCGGGCGUUCGGCGGGUCUCUAUGGGAGCUCCUCAUCUCGGCCUUCGAGCCGCCUUCAGGCGCUCACCUCGCUGACUGCGCCUCCAGGCAGCGCUGGCCUUGGCCUCCCUGGCCUCGGUCUCGGUAGCGGCCUGGGUGCCAGUAAUAGUCACUCUGUAGUAGGCUCUUUUGGGCUAGCUAGUAGUGCAGCUCAGCUUAACCAUCACCAUCCUACGCCAGGUAGCAUAGGUGUAGGCAACGCCGGCGUGGGCAGGGCGCUUGGCGACUCUUUGCUGCUCUCCGAUGGGCUGAGGAAGCCGCUGAGCCUCAACCGACCUGCUUCGGCUCUCGGCCGGGCGCGGCCGUCCUCCGCCCUGGGACACCCUCUGGGCACGAACAGCUCCUUGGCCACGACCACAACCUCACAGCAACAAACCGCCAGUGGCAGACAGACCAAUACAAAUCACCCCUCAUCCCUUACGAACAAUCUUGUCGCCCCACGACCAGCAUCAGCCCUGGGAGACCCCUCAUACAUGUCAAAGAAACAAACAGCACUGAUCCGGCAGCUGGAGGAAGAACUUCGCAUCGCUCACAUGCAGCGCAACCCCGACGCGGAACUGCAGUCGCACCUCGACGCACUUUACGCUGAAAAGGACCACAUGACCAAGGAGAUAUUCCUGCUAAGGGAGACCAUCAAGGAACUAGAACUUCGCAUAGAAACGCAGAAACAGACGCUAGCCGCCCGUGACGAAAGUAUCAAGAAGCUGAUGGAGAUGCUGCAGUCGUCAAAGGGUGUGGGCUCCCAGCUUCUCGAUGAACAGCGCAUCGAGAACGAGCGCCUUCGGGGGAGACUCAUCGAGGCGGAAGCCCGCACCCGGCACCUCGAGUCCAUGUUAGAAAACCUUAAAAGAGAUCAGGACCGGGGUGACCUGGGCAAGAACCGACAGUGCGACCCCUGCUCUGUAACGGUCUCCUAUGCUACAGCGCCAGCGAUAAGAACAUUUCAACAUCAGCCACAUCAAGAUCAGAGCCGCCAACGAAAUCUUAUUGAUCGGGAGACACAAACACCAAAGCUGCGACGACAGUCGGGUGUCAAAUGGUCUUCCCUUGCAGGAGGCUCGACCGGCUCUUCAAGUUCCCCCCAUUCACCUGCAGUCCCCAGAGAACCUAGGCUACUCCGACAGGAAGUGAUCAUCGCGGAAAAAAACAUCCAAGAUCACAUCGCGCUGUUAGAGGCUAUCAUCGAAACUAAGGACGCGCGAAUUAAUGCACUGGAGCAGGAACUCGAAUUGAUGUCCCGGGAUCCUAUUUCCCGGCAACUGUUUCUAGCUGCACACAACCUCAGUGGCCGACCUAUAUCCAAAGACGUCCGCUUGGUUCCUACUCCGCCUCCGCAAACAUCGGCUUCAUCGGGGGCAGCAUCAGCAGGAGAACCAAUGUCAAACGAGCACUCCUAUUGCCUGCAUCACUCCGACCGUAAUUACGGUCACAUGUUGGCUAUUGGAAAUGAUGUAGGUCAUCACCCUGUACUGAGAGUUUCCAACAGCGACCCUGUCAUCUUGUCGGAUAGCGGCUUCGUCUACACGGCGGCAAGCCAUAACGAUAAUGAUACGCGUCCGCCUAUGGCUCUUUCCCAUUCGAUUCAAAAUCAUACAAAUCGUCACCAUACGACCGCCCUUCCGCGCACCAUUUCGAUGCAUCAUUCCAUUGCAGACGGCUACGUGAACUUCCCCAUUGGAAGGCAUGUGAAUUUUUUGACAACGAAUUUAGACGACGAUCAAAUUGAUCAAGGUCCAUGGAUAGAGCCUUCUGCGUCUGUCCUCUUCACCAACCCGAUUUUGCAGAAUAGGUGCUCGUUCUUUAUUCAGGUGGAAGAACUGCGACUCGAGUUGAACAAGAAGGAGCAGGAGGUUUUGGCACUCGGGGCGAAGAUGAAAACACUCGAAGAGCAGCAUCAGGACUACCAGCGGCAUAUUGCUGUGCUCAAGGAGUCUCUGUGCGCCAAAGAGGAGCAUCACAACAUGCUGCAAGCUGACGUUGAGGAAUUGCGUGCGCGUCUCGAGGAGAAGAAUAAACUGAUCGAAAAGAGGACUCAACAAUCCAUGGCUACAAACCAGGAGCGCAGUCAUCUCAAUCAGGAACUUCAAGAACUUCGGGACCACAUGGACAUCAAGGAUAGAAAGAUCAACGUGCUACAACGUAAGAUCGAGAACCUGGACGAACUCCUAAAGGAGAAGGACAAUCAGCUAGAUAUGGCUAGAGCGCGCUUGACGGCCAUCCAGGCCCACCACUCUACCAACGAAGGAGCUCUGACUGGUCUUGAGGAGGCGCUACAGGACAAAGAGAAACAGAUAGCUCAACUGCGCGUUCAACGCGAUCGUGCUGAGCAGGAACGUAACGAAGAACGGGAGCUACACGAGCGCGAAAUUGCCGAGUAUAAAAUGCGACUGCAUUCCAUCGAAUCCGACAUGGACAAGUUACAGGUUCGCCUCGACAAAGCGGCAGCAGAAAAAGAUCGGCUUGAAGGUCGACUGGAGACGUCGCAGUCGGAACUGGGUCAGGUUCGGGCGGAGCUCGACAAGAUCCACGAUGAACACAAUAGAACCGCUAACGAAUGGGACCGAAUGCGCUCGGAAAAUGCCAGGCUUAUUCUGGACAACGACCGUCUGCGCGAGAACAUAGACAGAUUGGAGGCCCGGUUAACGCGGGAGAGUCGGGAGCGAUCUCGUGAACGCGAGCGGGAACGUGAGCGGGAUCGAGACCGGGAUCGAGAUCGAUCUCGGGAACGAGGCGACUGGGGAGACAGAGAUGAACGGGGCUCGUCGAGGAGCCGUCUCGGAGCCUCGCCAGCCAGGUCCCUCUACCCCAGUUCCGAGGAACUUGAACGUUUACAGGAAAAAUUAGAUAAAACUCAGUCUGAACUCCGAAGGGCGCAAGCUGAACUUCGAAUGAAUCAAGCAGAGACGGACCGGAAGUGCGCAGAGGUCGACCAACUUCAGGAGAAGGUGGAACGCUCUCAAGGCGAGAUCUACCGGCUUAAGGCGAAACUAGAGAAUGCACAAUCCGAGCGGGAAGCCCUGCAGGAAGAGUAUGACAGAGUGCAGGGUAUGAUCGCGCGGUACCACCUGGAAAAGGACUCGCAACAAGGAGAAACUGAAAAGCUUAAAUCCGAGCUUGAACGCGUCCAGGGAACGCUAAGCAAAGUGCAAGCGCAAUACGAUAAAACGCAGGCGGCACUCGACAAGGCGCAGAUGGACGGCGACAGGCAAAUUCUUCCGGAUUGCGUUCAUUUUGUAUGUGGCAACUUUGAGGCAGCACAACUCUGCCGUCCCUCGUGCAUUUGUCUGGUUACUUUGAUUGAGCUACAAAAGGCGGUAUCCGAAAACCAGCGAUUACAAAUGGAAGUAGACCGAUUAAAGCAGGACCUUGAAGAUAGCGAAAAAUAUAUCGCACAAGUUCAGCAAAAUCUGCCCAAGGACAAAGGUGCUAACGAGCAGUUGCGUAGUGAAACGAAGCAGCUAUCAGAGCAAUUGGAGCGGGUACAACAGGAACUGUACAGGACGGCGGAAGAGAGGAACAGGUUGGAGAUGGCCGUACAGGAAUUGAGCGGAGAACUCGAGAGAUUACGCUCCAUCAACUCAGGACGUCCUGGCGAGGCAGAAGCGCAGAUGAAGGCAGAGCUCGAACGAUAUAACAAACAAAUUGUUGCACUUCAACAACAGAUCCAAACCAGCGCCCAGCAGACGCAGAAGUAUGAAGCCGAAAACCGAGAGUUGAGAGAUAAACUCGAGAAGUCCCUAAACGCCGUUACUCAAUUCCAGAAGGAUAUUGAGGGACUUAAAAAGGACAACAGCAAACUGACCGAAAUGAACAGCACAUUGCAGCAGUCUCAGCAGGAGAUGGGACAACAAAUGCAACAGCUUCAAGAAACGGCGGCAAAGGCUGCGGCUGCGGCAAGUCAACAGCUACAGCAGCCUCAGCAAACGGAAGCAAAUGGCGCUGCAAAGAACGGUACCGGUGCAACGGUCAAUCAGACGGCGGAAAAGCUUCAGAUGGAACUGGAUCGAAUGCAAGUCGAGCUCGAGACUCAGAGACAGGAUAACAUGCGCCUCACCCAGGAAGUCCAACAGUACAUGAAAGGUCUCGAGCAGGCUCAGAGCGAGAUCAAAAACUUCGAAGAAGAACGAAAACGCUUCCAGCAACAACUCGAAAAUCUCGUGCAGGAAAUCGAAAAACGAGAGGCCACAAUUCAGGCUGGCACUCAACAACAGGCAGCGAUGCAACAACAACUGCAGCAACUACAAGCACAGCUGGCUCAAGCCAGCCAGGCCAACCAGGCAAACAACGCGCAACAGGCCCAGGCGGAAGCCGAAUUGGCCGCGAUGAAGAAACAGCUGGACGAAAGACACAAAGCGCUUGAACAACUUGAACAGAAACUCAGGAAGAGAAAGGAGCAAAUUGAUGCCGCGGAGGCUAACGUCAAAAAGGCUCAAGCUGAGCUGGAAAAACAGAAGCAGAUGUUGGCCGCUCAAAGCGCUAAUGCGAACGGUGGCGCCCCGGAUGAGGCUCUGAUCCAGAAGCUACAAGAGAUGACGAUGCGAUGCGCAGACCUCGAAAUGAAACUGAGCCAGGGUGGCGGGGGUGGGGGAGCAGACGAGGCUGAGGUUAAUCGAUUACUUGACAUUAUGGCCGACCUCGAACAGGAAAAAGCUAAAAUGCAAAAACAAAUACAAGAACUUACCGAGAAACUUAAAGUGUUCCAAACCGGAGGAGCAAUGCCACAAGGCGGCCCUGGUCCUCACCCGCCGCAGCAAAGCGCAGCCUCAGCCCCAACUGCUAGUGGCACUCCCCAACAGAAACAGCUUCAACAAGCGGCGCAGGGCCCUGGCCCCCAGCAGCAGGCACCACAAGGACAACAGACCGCAAUAAGAGCGCAAGCACCACAGCAAAGACCGCAAGCCUCCGCACAACAGCAGAGACCCGAUUAUAUCAGCGAAUUUGCUGUGUGCGACGUGGGCAGCGGCGACUGUGUGCGUGGUGACCUAAACAACAACAACAGCAACAGAAACAAUGUCAACCCCAGUAAUCGUGAUCAUGACAAUAACGGUGUAGCAAACCAAGAAAUCAAUCGGUUGGAACUUUUAGAAGAAGCUCUUAAAGAAAGUAUCGCGCUAACCGUUCAAGCAGAGCUGCAGGUCCGCCUCAAAGAGGAAGCUCUUACUAUGGCAAACAGCAAGAUCCUCGCGCUUGAAUCGGCCCUGGCGUCGCCGACAUUCCAGUGUAUGGAGUGCCCGAAUCUACGGAAGCAGAUCAGGGCCGUUGGGCGAACUCUAACGCUAUUGCGAGAGCAGCGUAAUAAACAUCUUGAAGACAUCUUUGAUCUCAAAAUGGAGGCGUUCUCUACGGCCUUAAGUGAGAUCGACGAGAAGGCAGCAAGACUCGAGAUGUCAUCACGUGCCGAAGACAAACAACUGCUAAGCGGGUUGCGACAGAAGCGUGAUGCAUUGCGCAGGCGAAUUGCUCAGGAAAACGAGCGUCGAGUCGGAAUGCUCGCCAAGCUAGAUAAAGAGGCUGCCUUAAGGGACGUGGAAACCGCAGCUGGUCAAGUAAAUACCGAACCUGCGAACGAGCAGCCGGGUACUGCAUACUCUGCCAAAACGACAGCGAGAUCCAUUAACUAUCAAUUUCAACCCCAGUCGGGUCUGAUCUGGCCUUCAUCCUGUGAUAAAAAGAUGUCAAGUGAAGAAUAUCAGCCAGCGAAUGAAAUCAGAUCACAACUGGGCGCUGAAACAACUGCACACGGAUCCCUUUGGCAAAGUUAUUCUCGUCCAACAUCUCCAACGGGCUGGCUUCGACGACAAGAACACAUCACAAGAGCGAUAACGUCAUCACCAUCAUCAUUGGUAGGGGGCGCCGGGGCACAAGGGGCAUCGCUAUCGAGCAGUGAAAGUCGCUCGGGAGAAGAGACCUCUGUCUAGAGAGGAUGCCACCAACGCGAUCAAUAACUCGGGAUCAACUCUUGAUCAAUUCUUGAAUUAUCUUCACUUAUUCGAUUCUCUAACAUCAUCAACAAUGAGAAAAAUGAUGAAAAUACUGAAGUCAUUCAGAACGUCGACCAAAACAAUAGCUACUUAAGUUGAACUACUGCAACAAACAUGCGAACAGCCCUGGCGACGACAACCAAUAAUUCAUAUGGAAGACGUGUAAGAUGAUGCAAUUCAUAAACAAGUCGUGUAUUGUAGAGAAGUAUGGCAGAGAUGAAGAACUUCACAAACCGUUUCUGUGUUUGUCCAUCGUUUCUACCAGGACAGGUUUUUCUGCGAAGGUCCACAAUACGCAGUCAGUCGGCGUAUCAGCUUCAAUCACAUAGCAGUGAAGAAGGGAGUUAAUAAUGAAGUAAUAACAAUACCAAAUACCGAAGUCGAAGCCGAAAUAGCACAACGCAACAGAAGAUGAGGUAAUGUUGUCCUCAGAGCAGUUAAUAUCAUGACAUUUAAUAACAAUAAUAAUAGUUACCUAAAUAAAUCCACCUCAAUAAUAGCACUAAUCAUCGAAAAAAUGUGACAUGUGUAAAACUAACAAUAUUCGUAGUAACUAUGAAACGCUGAUCUUUCAGUUUUCUGAGUUUGAUAACAAUAAAAGCUAGUAAUAAACAGCAGUAGCAGCAGUAGCAGGAUAGCGAUAAGCCUCUUAGACACAUAUACUAUUUAUCGAACAAGCCCCAGCGCAGAACGAUCCUUAAAUAUGGCCGAAUUUAAAACAGGCUUUUGUUUGAAGGAAAUGUCAAGAUGUAUAAUGUUAGGUUUGGGUAACUAGGUGUAAUUAACAUCAUGUGAAUAUAUCGCAUACGAUCCCAAUUGCGGUGAUAACUGGUACCAGAAAAUUAAAGAUACUUCCUUUUAUUCUGUUAAUACAUAAUAUAUGAUAUAAAAACAACAAGAAUUCCUGGAUAAAAACAACAAUAUGGCUGAAUGGUACGAUGAUUUAAAUAAAUGUAGUCACGCUGCAAUGCUUACCCUGAUGACUAAACAAGCAUGCGAGUGUAGUGUCAUUAUAGUAUGACAUACACAUUGCAAAGGGUAUGCAAAUAUAAUAAUAAUGCUUAAAAAGCAGUACAACUAUAGCAGAAGCAACAACAAGAUGAAUAUUAUCGUAAGCGAGUGAUUACUAUAAUUAAAGACAAAAAGAUCACACAGAGAACGGUGGAGAAAUACGGUGUGCAUCCUAAAACAAACAACAAAUUAAAAAAACUACCAAACAGGCACACAUACACACACACUAGACUAGAAUAAAGUAAUAUAGAAACCAGGCUAGGUCUAAGCACCCUCGAAAAGACCCAAAAAGCCUGCUACACAUUACUCAUUUGGGCGGAGAUCUCAUUCAGUGAUAAUGACUGAGGCAAAAGAAACCGUUUCAGUUGUUGUGAAGUGAUGGGAAAGCAGUGUGGCACGAACUAUCGGCAUACGGUCAUUUUAGCAAUAGUAACAGUACUAAUACCAACAAUUUCGAUGAUGAUAUUGAUCGCCGGGUGGCAUCAUCAAUCAACCAUCACAGAAACAAAAUGACUGUCAAAAUGUCCGUAGUAGUGUUGGUGACCGCACAGACCGAUAUAGGCUCGAUAAGACCAUCAAGACAUUAAGUAAAAAUACAUAUAUAGGUAUAUGCAUAUAAAAAUUAUAUAUAUAUAUAUAUAUAUAUAUAUAUAUAUAUAUAUAUAUAUCUACGUUGGUCAGUCUUAAUAAUAAGUGUAUGAUGAAGGAAACUAUAAUGAUUAUAGCUACAUGAUGGGCUGAUCGAUUAAUUCGUGAAAUUUCAUGCGGCUUCGGUAAACCAGGAUAGUGACAAACAUCGAUGCAAAUCCAAUUAAAGAACCCGAUUGGAAACCGUGAUUUCUGAAAUCCUUUGGUCAGAUCUCGUAAAAUAUCAUCAGCUGUCUCUAUUCGUUCACGGUAAUAAUUUCGGCUUGCUAUGUAUUUAACACACUACAAACAUGCGUGCAUACAUGUACACAGGCCGAAACAUUCAAACACGUUAAUAGUAAUAAUAAUGCGAAGAUUGACAACUCGUAGAUGUAAAUAGUAUUAUGCACGACUAAGCAUAUACACAAGCAGACGUUUACUCAACAUGGAAUAUAGCAGUAAUUGCAAAAAAGCGUAACUUACAUCGCGCAGCUCCGCUUACGCAAAGACCGUCAAAAAGGACGGAGCACGAGGCUCAUGCUAUUGUAUCAGCCUACCUAGGGGAAUAAAAACCAGAGAGAUUAUUCCUUAAAUGUCCGGCUAUAAUUACACAAAAUAGAAUAUAUAAUAAAUGACAUGAAGAUAUACACAGUAAUACAGUGAUAGUGAAGCGCAACGGAAAAUGUGAGAUCGCGUUUAAUUUUUAAAACUGUUUGUCCAAUUUUUGAAGAAGGGAACUGAGAUCAAACAAAGCAAAAACAAGACAAACACGCAGAAUGUAUUACAAAACCAUGUUGAGUAGUUUUCGGUGAGAGUCAAUUAACAGCAGCAACGCAUUAGCUCUAAAAGGAGAAAUAAGCAAAACCUUUCUAUUACUUUUAGCGGCCAGCGACUUCAAGAUAUUCUAGCUCUUAUAGAACAAACUAACAUUAGCGCGAAGAGUGGAGCGACGAAAGUCAACAAAUAAACAAAGCAGAUACAAAGGAAAUAGGUCAUCGAAAAUUUACACAAAGAGCAGGAACUACGAAAUUUGGUGAUCUGCGCCAUUGUGCGCAUAAAAAAGCAGCGGUUGUUCUUUGGAAGGCGAACUUCUCCUGCACUAACGCGACGUCCUAAGGUUGCAAAAUCCCGAUUUUGACGCCGUUUCUAUUUCUUCUGCCAGUGACAUCCGCGCGGUCGCCCGUAUACCCAACGUACUCUUUUUGCUCCCAAGUUUAAAUUUAGUUUUUCAAUUUCCUUAUUUCUCUGCAUUUGAAAAAGCUGCUUUUUAGUGGACAGUUCUACCAGUGGAUCUUUAUAGAUCUUACUGAUAAUUCGUAAAGUGCCUAGCACGCCCUUAUAAUGUGCGGCUUAUCGUGUCGUUUUUAUAAUAAAAACCGCUAAGUUCAGCCUAAGCUUGAUCUCAGCCAGUUUAAACGCUAUAAGUGAUGUAAUCACUACUUCGCUAUAAUAAUAAGAUUUACAAAGCAACUCUGAUGAGCUAUUGUUGUUAUUGUUGUUCCUGAUUCUUGCCUAUUCCUGAAGAAAACUUGACUGAAUUUGCGAUAAGAAUACAAUUUUCGGUGUCUAAUCAGACGAUCUCCCGCACCGUUAUUUACGAUUGCCAACUAUGCCUUACACAUCAGACAUCGACUAUGGCAAUUGUCCAUUAGCUAAUAUUAAAAAAAAGCUAAGACUGCCAGACCUCGCGGAUUGUCAGCUUGUGGCCUACUUCAGCAAACUCGUAUCGUUCGAAACGCACGACCUUGAUCACAUGUGAUGUUCGAAUAAACUAAACCGUACAUCUUAAUAGUAGGGCAUCGCAUUAAACUGUAACAUGAAACGACGCAAACAGAUAACAACAAUAUGCAAAUGAAAAACAUAGACGUUAGUAGAAAAACAAGCAGCAAUACGCGAAUGUUUCUAUUCCAAGGAGAAUGAUGACCACAGACAUUUUGCAUGCGAGAAACAACAUGCAAAUCAUCUCCUAAGGCCACAGUCACCGCGUCCAGUCAAUUUCCCCAAAUGCUUUUAGUGCCAUUUCUGCCAUUCCACCCAGCAACGUCUCAUUCUCAUUGAUCUUCAUUCCCUCUACUCUGUGUCUAGCAAAUUGAAGUACUGGCUAGCACGACACAAUGGUGGCCAUUAUAAGAGAAGUUAAAAACGAACACUUUCUUUUGCCGUGUGUGCUUUUUGUGUAUUCAUUAAUAGAUUGAGAUACUCAUUGAUAAUGCUUCUAUAGCGAUAUAUUUCGCUGUUAUUUAGCAAAUUAACUUGUGUUUGUGAACUAAACGUAUCAAAUGAUAAUGCUAGUGUAAUGAUAAGCGCGCUAAUGAUGAUAACUGUGGCGACGAUGAUGCUGAGGGUCAUGUUGUUGCCUAUUGAUUACUAUUAAUAUCACUGUUUACUUUUAGACCAGUUUUAGCCGUCUAUGAAUGACAGAGUAGUAAGCUUACUUGAACGAUUAAUUGUGCCUUGUUAAUAUCAUUACUGCUGCACGAAUUUCCACGGCUUCUUCGUUCAUUGUUUUAGGUCACACGAAAUAAUAUAGGUGUGUAUGAAGUACAUGUCUUAGAGCUAUCAUCGAAGCCAAGCAUCUAGAAGUUUGCUAUUGAAGCUCACUAUCAUGACGACUUACGCUCAUCACCUUUACCUACUAAUCUAUUGUAUCAAAAUUUUUACACCCUUAAGAACUGGUGCCGACAUUCGACGUCUUAUACAAGCACACUGUUCAUGGAUUCCUAAUCGCAGAAGCAUAUUAAAUAAUUCAUAUAUUAUCUUAACUGGCACCAUUUGCGGACGAUUAACUUGACUUGGCGUAAUGCUUUUUGCCAAUUGCUAUACCCCUCUAGAGAACAUGGUAGUCAUUACGGAACAAAUUUUUCUUAUAAUGUUAUCUAGAGGUCUAUGGCUCGUUUAAAUUCCGAGUGCUAAUCAAAUCAGCUUCACUUAUUCAUUGCCAAGUUCAAUGUUGGCAAUAUGACACAAUGAUGUGUUCCCCUUUAUAUAGCCUAUUAUCCCCGAUUAAGUCUGAUGAUCCGUAAUCGUAUUGUUCGUGUGACAAUAAAGGAAAGCGUUUCAAUAAAUCGAUCUUAUUUGAAGUGUGUAAUGCUUCGUACCUUCAGAGCUUUCUUACUAGAUCUCGUUACGUUAUUGGUUGUCAUUGCCCUGAGAUUGAAUAACCCAUAACACUAGACAUGUUAUGAAUUUGCUUGUACCGCUUGAGGCUAUACUGCAGCCAUUCAUGAACGUAUUUAUCUCAUUAGUGAUAUAGUAUUGCUUUUCUUAAAUAAGCGCUGCUACAAGCCAACAAAGCUUUGAAAACUUAUUGUAUCUAAUUAAUAACGUAAAAGCGGCUACUGAUGCUAUUACCAAACCUCAAUUUACUCUUAAACGAGUAACGGUCUGAUAUAUGGUCACCACUUUCCCCGAACUCUGCGAUGAUCCCCGCAAGUAUAUACCACGUUGGUUGUUGCGAUUCUCUUGAAUUAAUAUCACGUAAAUUUUAUCAGAGCCUUUUUUCGCAUAUUGUAUCACAAUUGUGUCUCGAAACUUCUUCGUGUCACCCGAACAACAACUGUACAUUGAACUACUGUUGUUCACAGAUACUGUAUUCCCGGUAGGAAUAAUAACACAAACAAUUUCAGAUCCAUAUAAUUUAGAAAUGAAUUAUUAUCGUUAGAAAACUUGAUAUACGUUUGAGAUCGGUGUGUAAUUCCUAUUCACCAAGGGUACGCAUGCACAGUAAACUGCAAUGAUUCUUGUGAUUUUAAUUGACCAUAAUUAUCGCUCCUUACAUAAUACGUACAUUACAUAUACAUAUUGUAAUAUAUUAUUUAUAUUCGGAUCGCAUCACUGCAAGGUGCGAAUAAGUCUGACGUUUAAUAUAGAUCGUUAGCCACGAACUGCAGACCCAUAUCAUGACAACACGUGCAUUCGGCUAGACGCAUAUUAUGGACACAUGAAGACAAACUGAAACGAGGUCGUAAGAGAAAUAAACUUUAUAAGUGCAUUCACUCUCAUAAAAGCUAAAUAGAUCGAUUAUAUAUACAACCAAAACGUGUGAAAAAGGCUAAUGCAGUAAAACCGAAGGCCGAGAUGAGAAUACCAGCCCCAGCAAUUAAUCUUCGACCGUGACUUGCGUUUCUGAGUUGAUUAAAGAUGUUGUAAGCUGCUGUCACUUGUCACUUACUAAUAACGAUGGUAUCGCCUGCCCAGACAAUGAAGGAGACGAAUACGAGCAAUUACCGCAGUGCGCGCACAUUCGAAUUUAGCAUUGAAUUGUUGAACUCAGAUAUGCCCGCCAUACGUAUAAUGGCGCAAAGUGAGGGCGAGAGGAGACAGGUGACAUGAGUUACAACACCCUGUAUGCUUGUAUAUAGAGUAACUAAUAUGAUCUUCGUUGAAAGUAAUUACUAACGAUAUUAAUGAGAACGAUGAUAAUAGUAAUGAUGCCAGGGAUACAAACAUUAUUACUAUAACAUACAUUAACAGGAAACGUACAUUUGUGCAUGCGACACCACACCAACACCGCACCUCGGCGCAUGUUGACAGAACGAUAAAAAGCAACAGAAUACAAGACACAGGACUUUUUCAAUAAGUAAUAACGAAAGCAACAGUAAUAAUUUCGAUUAUGAUUUUGCUAUGUUUUUAUCAUCAUUUUUAUGCGAUCGCGGCUAGAAUCUAAGUGAAGAACGAAACAUAUGACUCGAAGUGGUCACGGCGAAGAAAAUACGCUUGAUAGUAGCGCCAACAAUGUUUACACUAGGAGGAAUAAUUACAGUAGUAGCAAUGAUAAUGAAACACUUAUUAUUUAUGUAAAACACACAGACCUCACACUAACAUAUACCGGGUGUUGAUAUCCUUUGAGAAAGCAAGAGGAGCGUCCACAACCAAGAUAGAAAUACACAACAAACAACAUUCACUUCGAUAAAGAACUUCGUCGCGCAAACCUAAGCAUACACACACAAUGAAUGUGAUGCGAAUAAUAAAACAGAAUAUAGAACAUUCUAAGCAAAUGUGUACUACACAUAUAUAGUAUAUAUAGAAUACAGGUAUAGAUGACAAAAGGUUGUUCGUCUUCAAGACAUUUAGAUAAUUACGAACUAAAUAUAGAAUCUAACAUGCCAAGGAUACAUGCACGUAACGUCAUUGAUAAAAGAAAGUUUAUGUAGUCCCGUAAAGGUGUUCGUAUAAUUUUUAAGUACCGUAAAUGAUGAUAAAGCGGGCAUAUGAUUUCACUCUAGCUACCAGUGAUUUCCAAACCUUCGCGAUCACACUUACUUCUUACACAUACACUUACUUAAAAUUAGUAAUUCAGUUGAAACUAGCAGUUCAUAAAGAGCUCUAGCUGAAAUUUGUGUGCAUUCCGUAAUAUUGAAUGAAAUAAAUCGUAUUUUACUGAGGUGAAUAGGACCGAUGAGGAUAACAUAAUUUAUUUUUUUAUUAUUACUAGUUUAAAUGUCAUCUACUUUUUUCAAUAAUACCAAAAAUAAUCUAACUGCAAUAAACUGGCGAAUAAAAGAAAAAGCUUAAGCUCAAUAUUGAACUAUAGUGGUAUCAGACUGUCCGGCGAAUCUAGGGUAAACAUCCAGGCUAAAUUCUAGAGUUCAGACAGUCAUCGCUCACAUUAGCACAAACUAGCGGUACUUAAAUGGAACGCAAUCACACAAGACUUAAAAUAUAAAAUUCCCAGGUUACACUACAAACUAAAUGCUACAAUAGACGCAUACGCGCAUAUGCGGAGUAAUCGAUACAGACACGGUAAAAACGGAAGCAACAGAACACAACUUUUACCCAUUGUUAUUGUGUUGGUUAAAUGAAAAUAAAUGGAAUCGCUGCUGAGAUUAUGCUGACAA
Messenger RNA from Varroa destructor (honeybee mite), 17423 nucleotides. RefSeq lists its product as uncharacterized. Gene Ontology annotation, biological process: neuromuscular synaptic transmission; maintenance of presynaptic active zone structure; regulation of synaptic plasticity. The record is from RefSeq and is a predicted model, not a curated record. Lineage: Eukaryota; Metazoa; Arthropoda; Arachnida; Mesostigmata; Varroidae. Gene Ontology annotation, cellular component: cytoskeleton of presynaptic active zone. Gene Ontology annotation, molecular function: structural constituent of presynaptic active zone.